UUAGACGAAGCGAGUCUCCAGGUCGGUCGUGAGCGCGUUUCAGCAGAAGAGAAGCUAAAAUCGGAGGAUUGAGACAAGUUGAAUUCAGCGGGAGAAGCGCAUACGGACAGGUGCGAUGGAAAGCCGAAGGUGAUUAAGGAGAAAAGGGACGAAAAGGCGAGACGAAAGAAAGAAAGAGAGAAAAAAGAAAAGUCAGAAGGAAGAAAAGAGAUUUAGACUACGUGAGAUGACGACCUUCUACCGCCCGGCGUUACCCCCGCGCGCCCCCUGCAAGUCGGCCCCCUCGCCCGGCCCCCGCCCCAACCACCACUACGCCGACGCAAGCAAAGUCAUCAGGAACUUCAGCCAAGCACAAGUCCCCGAGAAAGGUGUCGAGAGACCGCCCAAGCUCGACGGUCCAAAGAGGAGCGGCAAAAGUGGGCGUCGCGACAUGAAGGCCGGGAGCUCCACCGAGUCCCUCUCCCAUGGGCAGCCGCCCCUGCCGCCCCGCAACGACAAGUACCCCCCGCCGCCUCCAGCUGACCCCCGACCUGUCCAACUCUACGUCGAGCCGAUGCCAUUCGCUAAGAGUAACACUGCAGGGCCCGUCACCAGCCAAAAGCCAGCGGUCCCCGUCACCAGCCAAGUGCCAGACAAAGCCGCGUCAACGGUAUCGGACGUAGCCCUCAUCCACGCGUCCGAAUUCCGUGUCGUCGACUACCUCACCGAUUUCUUCCAGCGGCUGAAUCCUACGAGGGAGAAAUGUCACAAAAUCAGCGUGAAGGCGUGCUGCGUCGAGGGCCAGGCGGCGGGGGGGAGAGGGAGAGGCAGAGGCAAGAGUGUCCUGAAAGCUGCAGGAAAUGCCCGCGUUCAGCUCGUCUUGAUCUCGGCUAACUUCUUGCGGUGGUGCGGCGAUACCCUCGUGUGCAGGAGUCUCAAGGGCGUCUUGGAGCCACGAAGGGUCCUGUGUCUGCUGCUGGGCGAGGUGGACGAAGCCAGACUGAGGGCGCCGCAGCUGGCAGGCCUAGGCUCCCCCUCUACCUGGCGAUGCUUCAGAUUCGAAACCAUCAACCUGGACUCAAUUUCGGAGCUUCUGGAGGAGAUGGUGCAGGUGAUGGAUUUCCUGGCGGCGCCUCCCCACCUCCCGCCCUCGUCCUCCUGCGGGCCCUCCUUACAGCGGCAGGGGCGUGGGCGGCAGUUGCGCAGGCAGGAGGAGCAAGCACAGUUCCACGUGAUACCGAGUCGGCUGUCAUGGGAGCAAACGAGUCUGACGGUCCUGCUCGAGAAGGAGGCAGGACACGAGAAAGGCGUGAAGAUAAGGCUGGAGUCCGAACAAGGGAUACAUGCCUACGCUGAUGGUCUCCGCUUGCUCAACCCUUAUGCCGUGAGCUUCGAAAUUCCUGAUAGCGUCCGGCUGACCUCUGGGAAGCUGUCGGUCACGGUCUCACUGUUCGACGUGAAUCUUGGGACAUGCAAGGUCAAGGUCGAGACGAGGAUCGACAACCUGAAGGGGAUCUUAGAGUCGUUCACGUACCCCUUGGAGGUCAUGUCCCUGACCAUGGGCGUGUCGACCACCAGAGGAGACCUGGACGACCACCUGGCGGAGCUGCUGAAGGGGCGCGUGCCACCCUCCUCGUUCGGGCCGAGGGUGUCCUUGAAGACUGGCCUCGAAUACCCUUCCUGGACUCACUUCAGCGCCGCCCACGGACUGGACGCGCUCACUUGGACCCUGUUCGACUUGCCUGGGGGAGUCGCCGCCCUCACCAUCCCCAACUGCAGAGGCCUGACGCCCCGCGACCUCGCCCUCGCCAACGGCUUCUUCUCCCUCGCGCAGGGCCUCCAGAAGGCAGAGUUUCUGACGGGGCUGGACGCCAUGGUGGACAGCGACCCCGAAGGAGAAUUCGGCAACUUGGUGAAGCUCCACCAGGCGGACGAGAAGCCGCCGCCUUACCGCUCCUCAAGCCCAAGGCUCAUCCCGGACCCGCAACCUUCCUCCAAGGAACCUCCAUCCUCCGGCCCUCCGUCUUGGUCUUCGUCAGCGCCGGACUCGCCCUUCUACGCCGUCGGGAAGCCUGGCAGUUUAGUCGCCUUCGUGUACCCGUCGACGUCGCCGGCGAAGGAGAGAGGCGGUCAGAGUGGCGACAGGUUGAGUCCGAGUCCGGUGCUGUCCCUGCCGUGCUGGUCGCCAGAUGUGCACGGCAGCCGAGACGUGGCUUCCCUGCUGUCUGCUUGGAGAGCGAGGACGAGUGGCUCGAAGACGUUCCUGAAACGCCACCACGCCCUCAUCCGCCACGCGAGACGGGUGGUGCGGGCGGACGUCGUGAGGAGCCGGGUAGGCAGCCCCAGUAGGCGGUCGCCAGUCAGAGGAGAGAGCGCUCUGGGCACGAGCCACAAGCAGGACGCGACCGACUCCUGGGCCAAGACGCCAGUGGAGAAAGGAAUUUACCCGAACUUACUCGAACAGUUUUGGAAUGCGCUGGAGGCCUGCCGCCAAGAGACUGCCUCCUGCGUCGAGAUACGCGCCCCCUCGAAGCCCGCCGAGCAGCACAGCGACGGCAUCCAGCAGAACCGCCGCGGGCGCGUCCAGGGCAGCGGCAGCGGAGAUGGCCUCCCUAACAUCAGUCAAUCGGAGACCGCCCCAAAGCCAUACCAGCGAAUUCCCAGGCCUCCACCGCGGCCAGAGGAAAACUACAUCAGCAACAGCGAAAUCCACAGCCCGACCCAUGCAGAGAUCAUCAUUAACAGCGUCAGAGAGAGGAACAUCGUGAAGAAAUCCACGAGCUACUGCAGCUCCGCCUUGAGGCCCAAGAAGUCCUUAUCGCAUUCCAUGCAGAACUUGUCAGACACGGGGUGACCUGUGCCCUCCUUCGUGAAACUCUUUCGCCUCGGUUGGAUAAACACGAUAUUUCGUGUGGUGUUCUGAAGGCAGAUGCUUUAGGUAUUUCAGGGUUUGGAGAGGGAAAUAAAAAGAUAUGUUGUUAAAAGGUUAGAUAGAUUUUGGGUUAUUAAAAAAAGUUAGAUCCGUAAUGUAACAUUAAUCAAACAUUUUCAAUAAACGAGGGAUGAUAUUCAGUUUUCCAUAUUUCAUAGUGUUCUUUCUUGUCCAGUACGGCAGUGAAAUCAUGAAAGAUUUAUUCUAAUCAGUUUCAUGGUGAAACGAAACAGACUAACUGGAAAAGGGUAAUUUUUUUUUAAAUUACGAAACUUGCAUAUUUCUUGUUGAUUUUAUUGUUUCGCAUGUUUCCGAUCUUCAUUUCAACCUCAAACCACCAUUUCUAUGAGUAUGGGUACCAACCGCCGCGAUCACAGCAUUAUGCACGGAUUUCAAGUUUCAAAGUUCCUCACUUGUUUCUCUUAACAGGGGGCUUUGCCUUCUGUAAUCCCCCCUCCCCCCUAUUUUUAUAUCCCGCCUGAGAUAAAUCUUCACCUCUAAUGUAACAUGGCCACAACCAACACCCGCCUGAUAAUCAGAAACAGUAGUAAAGAAUAAGAAAUAUCUCCAUUAUUAUUUGGUUCUUGGGAUAGUUAUAGAGAAGAAACGUUUUAGAUUGAUGUGUUUUAUCUAUAUCCGGAGCUAAAAAGAGGCAAGUAACCUGAGAGAGAUUCAAUUGUCACGUUUCAUAUCAGACUCGACUGGUCAGAUGGAUAUAUUUUGCCAUUUUGAUUUAACCGCCUGGUGAGUUUCCAUGACGGGAACUUUUACUUAGACUUUCUAUUACGUUGAUCCCCCUCAAUCCCUUGCCCGUUGUUGUCGUGGGGGAGGGGGGGGGGGCUUAGGAGACACAAACAGAGGCACAGUGAUAGGGAUCUCUCCUCCCUUAGGCCUCAACACCACUACUUCUGCCCCGUCUGUUCUUCUCCCGUCCUUCUCCUUAUCUUCCCCAGUUCCUAAGGUGUGGGAGCCAUGUUGAAAGGAAGGAAGGCUGACUUUGUGCCAGUCAUGUAAUGCCUCAGGGAGCCAUGGCCACGGUAUUCCCUUGGUUAAUUCGUUAUUUAUGUGUGAAUGUGAUGUUGAGGAGCGCGGAAAGGGAUAGCACACAAAGAAGUUCAACGAAGUGGUGGCAAAUAGAUCUAAAAGAAUAUAAGAAAGGAGGGAUUCAUUUCCUACAUAUGGUAGACAGAAAGGUUCUCAAAAUCAUUGACAAAACGUAGAGCCCGAGGAGAUGGUUGAGAAAAUUAUGGAGACGUGGUUAAGAACUGGUUUAGGAGCCCCUGUAAAAUACUCGUGUGACAAUAACGUAGAGUUUGCCAACAAAACAUUCGUGGAAAUGUGAGAGAACAUGAACAUUGAAGUGAUGGACACAGCAGCAUAUUCUCUCAUCAGUAAGGGCAUUUGUGAACGUAGUCAUGCAAUUAUAGAUGAAAUGGUGAUGAAAAUAAUGGUAGAGCAACCAAAAUUGUCUUUAAAAGUGGCUUUAGCAUGGGCAGUCAAUGCUAAAAAUUGUCUUUAGAUGGCGGAGUAUUAACCCGUAUAUGGACAGAAUCCUAAACUGCUACAUACAAUGAGUGAUUUCCCAGCACUAGAAGGUACAACCUUAUUGAAAUGGCUGCUAAACAUAUCAAUGCUAGCCAUUCAUCAAGAAAAGCCUUAAUUGCUGCUACAACCUCUGAUGUGCUCGAAGACACACAGUAAGAACCACUGCUAAGAGUCCUUUAAAGUGGCGAUCCAGUCUGUUUUAAGAGAAGAGCAAAAGGAAUGAAAAGGACCAGCUACAGUCAUUGGUCAAGAUGGAAAAACUGAUUUUGAAAUAGGAUUCAAAUAGUGUACAUGACCAUAGAUGUCUAGCACAUUUAUUUUGCUUUUAACCAUUAACCAUUAACCAUUCAAAUAGUGUAAGAGCCCAUGAAACGCACAUUCACCAAGUUCCAUACAGUUUUGAUAGAAAUACUGAAGAAGGAAGAAAUGCAUUACCUGAUAUGGUGAGGCAGAAAAGGAAAAAAGGUUAGGAGAGAGAAGAAUGAGACAGUAGUCAUACAGUAUUAGUUUCCAUGGGAAAUAAUGUCGAAAAUUAGAAUUGUAAUAAAACAAAAGAGGACAGUGUAAUUGUCAAGAGUAUCCCGAAUAUUGGACAGAGUAAGUUCUUACAAAAAGAGUCGAAUGAAUGGCAGACAGUAACCAUGCAUAGUCGUGCUGAAAAAAUCUGCAGGAACAUAUAGUUGUUGGAGGAAUUUUGACCGUCAAGAUGGAUGCAUGUCAGCCAUCAACUGAACCAAAGAACCAGUAUUGGAAGAGUAUGAAAUGCAGAAACCCGGUGAAAAAGUCAUGGUUUCUGAAAAUACGAACUGGGAAAAGCAAAACAAGAAUUGAUAAGCUGGGGAAGUUAUGGUGUAUAUGAGAAAGUUCCAAACAUGAGUCAAAAGGCAUUGUCAGUUCGAUGGGUAGUGACAAAGGAAAAUUGUGAUAAGAAAAAGAAAAAAGGCACGGUUGGUUGGCUUUGCGGAAAAGGAGGAUAUUCAGAUUCUCCCCCUGUUAGCAAGAAAGUGUUGAAGCCUUGUGUUGCUUUUACUACCUUCCUAAAAGUGGGCAGUAAAUUCAGUUGACAUUAAGGCUGCAUUCCUACGGAGUGAGAGGCUAUUGAAGCACGUUGUGAUGAUAGUGUGUUAUGUAAUUUGAAAAAAAAAAAAGUGUAUAUGGUCUUAUUGAUGCAGUUAGGUAGUGGUAUCAGUGAAAACUUUCCUGUUGAAGACGGGAUGUACUGAGGUGAAAACUGACCCUGUUGUAUUCUUUUAUCAUUAGGAGACUGAUGCGGCAUGUUUUUAUUCUAUGUGGAUGAAUUCUUAUGGGGACGAACAGAAAUCUUGGGAAAUGUGGUCAGUACCCAAAUCAGACAUCAUUUUCAGGCUAGAGAGCAAAGUAAUACUAACUUUCUGAUAUAUUGAAUUUACAUAUUGUACAGAUUGAACAAGACGUCACUCUGCAUCAAAAAGAGUACUGUAAAUCCUUAGAAUCCAUAAGUAUAACUGCUGUAAGAGGAUUAAAUAAAAAUAUGGAGUAUAAUGUAGAAGGAAACGAGAGUUUUAGGAGUCUCUUAAGCCAAUUAGGAUGGUUAUCUACUAAUUCAAAACCUGACUUAGCAUAAGGUGUAUUGGGGCUUGGCUGUAAAGUAAAUAAUGCCAAAAUACCAGUUUUCCUUAAUGUUCCUCUUAACUUGUUUGACACAGUACUCGCCAUUCCAUCCAAUUCCCCUACGCCCUUUCCUCUGUUACUAAUCUCCACCUUACUUAGUUUGCUCCCCCCUCUCUACUCUUUCCACUACCAUGCUAUCUUAUAAUGCUCUAUAACCUCUGACAUCUGAUACAUUUUAUCCUAAUCUUUGACUUAUUGUUAUCCUUUUUCCCCCACAAUACUUUACCAUACUGCUAUACGACCUUUGAUGUCGAGCACAUUUCUUAGUUUUAACCUUUGGCCGUUAACCAUUAAUCCCAAAGUAGAUCUGAGUGAGGCAAACAAGUAGUUAAGGAAAGCUUGUACUUUUGAUUGCUCUGCGUACUUUCCAGGACUUGGUGACAUUUGUAAGCACAAGUUGGUUGUAUACAGUGAUGCUCCUUGUACCAAUCUCCCUGAUGGAUUUAGUAGUGCUGGGGGCUUUGUGAUUUUUCUUGUGGGUGGAAAUGGCAACAGUUGUCCUCUAUACUGGGAGGCAAAGAAAAUGAGUGUUGUGAAAAGCACAAUUUCUGCAGAAUCACUAACAGCUCUUGAGGCAGUGGAUAUGGCCUAUUAUCUCAGAAAUAUGUUUUGAUUAUUAUAUGAUUAUGAUAUAAAAAUACUUGUGGAACCUUUCAGUUUAUGAUGAUGUAUACUCGGUGAAAAUGGUUUCAGAAUAGACAGAAAAUUUACAUACCUGUUCUCAGAGAUGUUUCAAUGUAGAGAGUUUAAAGAUAUUCUGGGUGGAUUCUAAUGCACAGUUAGCAGAUGUGCUGACAAAAAAGGGAAAUGAACUCCUUGAAAAUAGUCUUUGUAAUGAUAAAGUGGAUCUGAGUUGUUUUGAUUUGAAGGAAAGAAAGUGUUUUUGCAUCCAUAGUGUAUAAUAUUUUGUAACAAAGCCUUUCCUUUUGAAGAGACUGUUAAUUUCUUUGAAAGUCAUUUGAUAAUAUGAUUGUGUUCGCAUCCAUAUGAUGUGCUGUAUUGUGUUGUUACUUUGAAAGCAGUUUCUUUUGAUUGAAAGAGGAGUAUGUGAAUCACGGUUGUCCUGUUGCGCUUUGCGAGCAUCACGAGUUUGUUUUGGUAAGGAUCGCGGUCUCCGUGUACAGGUAUGGAUAACUUCGACACUAUUAAAGCAAAAACAUCGUA
This is a messenger RNA of Penaeus chinensis, 7270 nucleotides long. RefSeq lists its product as uncharacterized. Gene Ontology annotation, molecular function: transmembrane receptor protein tyrosine kinase adaptor activity; fibroblast growth factor receptor binding. NCBI's taxonomy places the organism in Eukaryota, Metazoa, Arthropoda, Malacostraca, Decapoda, Penaeidae. Bases 227 to 2833 code for a protein of 868 amino acids. The record is from RefSeq and is a predicted model, not a curated record. The transcript has 16 exons. Gene Ontology annotation, cellular component: cytosol.